Molecule: messenger RNA, 4331 nt
Organism: Bursaphelenchus okinawaensis
Lineage: Eukaryota; Metazoa; Nematoda; Chromadorea; Rhabditida; Aphelenchoididae
Source: the annotation of a GenBank genome assembly
AUGAAACUAUAUACGAUUCUACUGUGUUUGUUAAUUGUUUUUGCCUCCGCCAUCAGUAUUGUAAGUUUCUGUUAAUUUCCAAACCCUUCUAACCAAUCUCCUAUAUUACAGUAUGCUGAUGAGACGGUUGGUGACAAGUUAAAGUCGGGAGUUGAAUCGAUCUCAGAAUCCGCGAAGAAUGCCAAGGAAUCGGCCAAGGAGAAGAUGGAGCGUGUUCGUCGUAGUGUUGAAGGCGCCAAGGACGAAGCGGCCGAUGCUGUUGAAAGUGGCAAAGACAAGGCCCGCGAAGGCUACGAAUCCGCUAAGGACAAGGCCGGAAGCACUUAUGACGCUGCCAAGGACAAGGCUGGAAGUGCCUACGAUGCCACCAAGGACAAGGUCAAACAGGGUGCUGAUGCUGCCAGUAAGUUUUGUGGUUUUGUCUUCCCUUUGUGAUAGGAUUGGACUAGGCAAUAGUAUGUAUAGCUACAUAGUAUGUGAAGAUUGGGAACUGUAAUAUAAAGAGUGGAAAUAACAUGUUGUAAUAGGUGUAGUAGAUUGUAGAAUAGGUAGAAAUGAGUGCUGUGUGUUUGUUUUUUCUAUAUUUUGUGUGGAACGUUUUUUUAGGAAAAAUGUCGUCAAAUGACAUAUUUUCUAGAAAACAGAAACCUAAGGGCUUUAAUAUGUGAUUCUUUACCUAAGACUUUCUUAUUAUCGUUUCUUUGUAUCGUAAAACAAUGUCGUAUGUUGUGUGUUGUCCCAGUAAAACCGUAAAAGUCAUUCUGUAAAAGAGAUUACUGUGGCUGUGUUUAGAGGAAUGUUACAAGGACAAUUGUCCUGACGUGCCGCACAGUCGCAAACAGUUGGCAGACGACUUGUCCUACGAAUCUCGGAUGGGAUUUACACAUUCGGAAGAGUAUCUCGAACAUCUACGUAAAUUUUUCGUGUUUUGAAUGUGAAAUUUGUGUUUUUGGGAGCAAAGUCAGCUUAAGUUUAGUGUUAAUAGUUAAAGAAAUCGUUAAGAAGGACUGUAAUUAGCUAAAAAUUGAGCUAAGAAGGGCAAUAUUAGCUAAAAGUUGAGGUUUAUUUAAUUUUUUUUUGAUUGAACGAGGUAAAAAUCAGGAAUCUUGAGGCCACAAAAGAAAAAAUUAUUAGGUUGUUUUAUACCUAAAAAGGCACAAAACAUACCUAUAAGAGGACAUAACUUGGAGUAUAGAAGCUUUCAAGAUCUAUAGCUUAAGAAAAACAAGGUUAACGUAAGCAUGAGAGCAAUAUAUGUUAAGAUAAAGGUUUUAAAACCCAAAAAUUAAGUAGUUUGUAAAAUACGUUUUCAAUUAUGUUCAAAUUUUUAGAGGAAAAGCUCGGCGAAGCCAAGGAAGAAUCCAAGGGCAUCGGAGAAUCAAUCGCUGAUAAGGCUGGAUCUAUCAGUAAGUUUUGGAAGAAAUUAUAUUUUUAAAUUUUAUAAUAAUAAUAAAAUUGAAUGAUAAAAAUUAAAUUUUACAAACUUUUAAAUCAAUUUUUUUAGAAGACUCCGUCGUCGGCACCUUGAAAGACGCCGGAAGCAAAGUCGGUGAAUUCGCUGCCAACGUCAAGGACUCUGUAGUCGGUGGAGCUGAAGACGCCAAAGACUCGGCUAAGGAAACCGGCCAAGCCGCCAAGGAAAAGGCUUCAAAUGCCGCCGGUUCAGUCAAGUCUGGAGCCAGUGAUGCCGCCGAAUCCGUGAAAUCUGGAGCCAGCGACGCCGCUGACUACGUCAAGGACAAAGCUGGCCAAGCCAAGGACUACGUUGGAGAGAAGUUCGAUUCGGCCAAGGACAAGGUCGGAGACAAGGCUGAAGGCAUGAACGAUGCUAUGAGAGUACGCAGAAGCGGUGUUGGAGACGCAUGGGAAUCCACCAAGGACAAGGCCGGAAACGCUGCUGACUCUAUCAAGUCUGGAGCCAAUGACGCCGCUGAUUCGGUCAAGAGCUCGGCCAACGAUGCCGCCGAUUAUGCCAGCGACAAGUACAACGCCGCCAAGGACAAGGUUGCUGAAGCCACCAGAGACAAGAGAAACAUUGGAGAAGACAUUAAGGAAAAAGCCCAAUCAGCUGGUGAAUCAGUAAGCGAUGCCGCCUCUUCUGCUGGUGACGCCGUUGGAGAAAAGGCUAGUCAAGCUAAGGAGAAGAUUCACGAAGCUGCCAGAGAUAAGAGAGACGUCGGCGAAGACAUCAAGGACAAGGCUCAAUCUGCCGGUGAAUCCAUUUCAAACGCUGCCUCAAGCGCUGGUGAUACCGUUGGAGAGAAGGCUAACCAAGCCAAGGAGAAGAUCCGCGAAGCCACCAGAGACAAAAGAAACGUCGGCGAAGACAUCAAGAACAAGGCCGAAUCCGCUGGUGAAUCCGUAAGCGAUGCUGCAUCUUCUGCUGGUGACGCUGUUGGAGACAAGGCCAACCAAGCCAAGGACAAGAUUCAUGAAGCCACCAAGGACAAGAGAGAUGUUGGUGGCGACAUGAAGGAUACCUGGGAGAAGACUAAGGAAAAGGCUAGCGACGCUGCUGAUGCCACCAAGGAAAAGGCCGGCCAAUUGAAGGACUCGGUUCAGGAAAGAAUCCGUCGCGUCAGAGAAUCGGGUAAAGUCGGUAAGUAAAGAUUUUCGUAUCUUUGGCUAGGUUAAGAUAUUUUAAAAAGAUUUCAAUAUUUUUUGGAAAAAAAUAAAAAUUCUUAGGCUAUGACCAAGUUUUUGGGCUAUCGAAAGGAUUUUUGGUCUAAAUUAUGAUGGUUUUCUUGAUGAUUAGGUAACAUAUUAAAGUUUAAAAUAGUUUUUUAAGCUUUUUAAAGUUAAACUAUUUUUUAAAAACGCUUCAAUUUAUGUUGACUUGUGUUCGUACUGUCAUCGUCAUUCUAAAAUCAGGCUUGCGAUGCCUUUUCAUGUGUCUUAUAUUACCCUUUCGUUUCUAAAAUCUUACUUUCUCAAGCUAAAAAUGGCUGUUUUGUCUUUUAAAAAUUAAAUUUCUUCAAGCUUAAAGUUUUUGUCUUGGUUAGCUGGCUUAGGCUUAGUCUGUUAAGGUUUUAGAUGGUCUAAACUAGGCUUUGUCUUGGCUUGAGAUUGAGUAAACCAGCUAAAAAAUGGUUUUUUACCGUUCUAAAAGCUUUAAAGUCCGGUUUAUUUGGCUCAAUAAGUUUUUGCUGUUGCGAUAAGUCCACGAAAGCUUGUUCAAAGUGCAUUUUAUCCUCUGACAGUACAUUUUUUGUUUUUACCCUUUGGCAGUUUAGUUAAAUUAACCCAAAACGCUAACUUUCAGUAUUGUAGACGAUUUUUCAAAAUUUUUUCGAAAAUUAAAAUUUUAAAAAGUAGAAAAACUUAACGCGUUUAUUAGCACUGACCUAAUUGUAGACGAGGAAUGUGACCCGAGCACGGACAGUUACUACUGUAUCGGGCACGUGAUGCACAACAUUAAGCGUCGCGCGACGGACGCUGUCACGCAUCUUUACGGUUUUAUCGAAGACCCUGAUCUCGCUAUUUAAAUUAUUAUUUGUUUUUUCUCGUUUUUGUGUAUAUAUUGUGUUCAUUUUUAAAUCUCGAUAAACUUUUAUUUUCUUGUUCGUACGUUGUGUUUGUGUCGUUUUGAUUUUGAAAAAUUUGAAUUUUUUAAAGUUCUCGGGCAUUUUUUUUAAAAGUUUUAGUUUGAUAUCGGUAUUGAUUGUCUUCUCUUGAAAAUUUGAAUAGAAAAUUGUCAUAUCUUGUCCGAAAACUUUUGAAUUUUCAAAAAAAAAAGAAUUGCCAUAGAAUUAAAAAUUUUUAUGCUAAAACUGGCUUUUUGGGCUUGAGGACUUUAAAGUAGAUAAAAAAAAGGUUAAACUAACCAUAAGUUUUAAAUUUUUUCAAUCUUAAUCAACUUUUCAUCUACACUACCUUAAAGUUCAUUUUAUUAUAAAGAUCUUCACUCGCUUUGACAAAAAUUGACAAUAUUUCCCGUAUUGUCCUCCAAAGAUAACAAUUCUUCAAUAGCAAUAAGACACUUUGAUCCUCUCUCACCUUCCAUCCUUAUUCACCUUCCAAUUUCAGGCCAAGGAGCCAGUGAAGUGAAAGAAGGAGCCGGCAAAGUUGUCUCCGGAGUUGGCGAAGGUGUUGCCGAAGGAGCCACGAAUGUAGCCGGCGGAGUUGCUGGUGCUGCCGGAGCCGCAAAGGACGGUGUUGUUAACGUAGCCACUGGCGCCUACGAACACGCUGCUGAUGCUGCUGGUGCUGUCAAGGAUGGUGCUGUGAAUGUGGCCGAAGGAGCGGCUGACAAGGCCAAGCAGGGCAAAGACUCUGUAGGAAAGGGAGUUGAGAACCUGGGCAAGUCCAUCCAGAGCGAUGACAGCCAGUAA